AUGAAAAUCGAUGCCCAAAUUCACAAGGUUGGUUGGUAUGCUGUGCACGACACUUUCAGUGUCUUCCACAUAGGACCUUAUCAUCUGAAUCGCCUACGGGAACUCGCCAAGGAGAUGAUCAAGGAACAGGUAGAGACAGCACCUGCUGAGCUUGUGCAGCCAGCAGAUGGUAGGCCGCGGUAUGGAUUAAUUCGCGAGAUAUGGUUGCUGCGCGUGGCAGAGAUACUGGGGUGGCAGUUGGUGGAACACGUUCCUGGUACGCCUGCAUGGUAUGAAUUGGAGCUGCCUGACCAGUCUAGAUGGAGGUGGAAGGCAUGGGGAGCUUCAGAUGAGGCUGAGUAA
Alternaria triticimaculans is the source of this 342-nucleotide messenger RNA. RefSeq lists its product as uncharacterized. The record is from RefSeq and is a predicted model, not a curated record. The transcript has 2 exons. Lineage: Eukaryota; Fungi; Ascomycota; Dothideomycetes; Pleosporales; Pleosporaceae. The coding region runs from base 1 to 342 and encodes 113 amino acids.